AUGCCACCGCCUGUUGGCAGAUACGGGCCAUCGGCCUUGAAUACGCCCUUUGGCCAUCUUCAACAAGCUCACCAGUUACAACAGCAGUCACAGCAACAGCAAUCGCAAACUCAACACCAUGCCGCUCACACACAAUCGGUCAACGCUGGACUUCCGCCUCCUUCAUUAGGUGGCCACCCUGGCUUUAGCGCAGUUGCUUCCAGCUCGACUGCCAAUCCAUUCGCACUCGCUGCUUCAUCUGUGACAAAUGGUGUUUCGGUCGGUGGGUUUGGUGCUGGCGCCGAUGCCAGCAACGGUACGGGACUUGCCAGUCACGCAGCACAAAUGGGAUUUGUUCGAGGUGCGCAAAUGCAGCAGCAGCAAUUACAUCAAGCGCAGGACGGGAGGUUAGUGCUAGAGGGCAAGGGCAGUGCUAUAAAGACUCGAAUUCGCGACGUUUGGAAACAUAACCUAGCACAAGAGAUGGCUGUGUUGAGACGGUUGGUGGAGCGGUAUCCAUAUAUCAGCAUGGAUACCGAGUUUCCCGGUAUCGUUGCUCGGCCUAUGGGAGCUUUCACUACUAAAGCAGACUAUCACUACCAAACACUUCGCUGUAAUGUCGAUCUGCUCAAGAUGAUCCAGCUCGGUAUUACGUUAUUUUCUCCAGAAGGCGAACUGCCACCCGCAACGCCAGCGGAAGCCAAUGGACAAGGAUAUGCCAGCAACUACAGCCCAGCUCCGUGUACAUGGCAAUUUAACUUCCGUUUCUCGUUAGAGGACGACAUGUACGCUCAAGAUUCAACAAGCAUGCUAGCCAAGGCCGGUAUCGACUUCUCCAUGCACGAGAAAAAUGGCAUUGAUCCCUUUGAAUUUGGCUCUCUUUUGAUGAGCUCUGGGCUAGUUCUGCUAGACGACGUUCAUUGGAUAUCAUUCCAUUCUGGCUACGAUUUUGGCUACUUGAUGAAAAUCAUGCUUUGCAAGGCGCUACCGGAAGACGAAGGGGAAUUUCACAAACUCCUAAGGAUUUUCUUCCCAUCUCUGUACGAUAUCAAGUACCUUAUGAAACAUGCAGGCCGAAAUCAGGCUGUGAAUGACUCCCCUUUAACACCAGCGGCGCUUCAGGUGAUCAAUAAUUUGGGUCAGAAGUCCGGUCUACAAGACAUUGCCGACGAGCUUGGUGUCAAGCGUGUGGGUAUCGCUCACCAGGCCGGAUCUGAUUCCCUCGUGACCGGCGAGAUAUACUGGAAAAUGCGACAGGUGGUAUUCAACGGAACAAUCGACGAAUCGAAGUACUCAGGCCAAGUAUGGGGUCUGAAUGGGCAAGUACCAGCCAUGACGACCUACUACGGCACCAACCCUGCGCAACAAACACCUAAUCUAAACGGCGCAACAAUCUACUCCACUGUCGGAACUCCUAGCACUCCGAAUAACGCAACGAAUGCAGGCGGCAGUGCUCAAACACCACAGCAUAUUGGAGCUGGAGCUUUGACUCCUGGUGGAGGAGGCGGAGUUUUCGGGGCGUUUCAGAUGGGGAAAUCAUAA
Molecule: messenger RNA, 1521 nt
Organism: Talaromyces atroroseus
Lineage: Eukaryota; Fungi; Ascomycota; Eurotiomycetes; Eurotiales; Trichocomaceae
Exons: 2
Coding region: 1-1521 (506 amino acids)
Cellular component (GO): CCR4-NOT complex; P-body; CCR4-NOT core complex
Molecular function (GO): nucleic acid binding; poly(A)-specific ribonuclease activity
Source: RefSeq, a predicted model, not a curated record